ACCAUUGCACCAUGCUUCAUCCUUUGAGCAAGUUGACGUCGCCAUGUUGCUUAUUGAUCGUGGUGCCGAUAUCUCCGCCGCCGACAAAGAUGGAAAGACACCAUUGCACCAUGCUUCAUCCUCUGGGCAAGCUAAAGUCGCCACAUUGUUUAUCGAUCGUGGUGCUGAUAUCUCCGCCGCCGACAAAGAUGGAAGGACACCAUUGCACCAUGCUUCAUCCUCUGGGCAAGCUAAAGUCGCCACAUUGUUUAUCGAUCGUGGUGCUGAUAUCUCCACCACCGACAAAGAUGGAAGGACACCGUUGCACCAUGCUUCCUCCUCCGGGCGAGUUGACGUCGC
Molecule: messenger RNA, 339 nt
Organism: Truncatella angustata
Lineage: Eukaryota; Fungi; Ascomycota; Sordariomycetes; Amphisphaeriales; Sporocadaceae
Exons: 1
Source: RefSeq, a predicted model, not a curated record